UGAGCACGGAUAACAACUCGACUCUCUUGUGCGAGACGGACUAGGACCCGGACAUGUUCAGUGUCCAUACCACCCCGGAGAAGCCGAGGGUGCGUCAGCCGAAGCGUUCGUCGCCUCAAAUCCGCGACCGCCGUGGUACGAAGGUAGAUGUUGCGAGCUUAUCGCCUACCUCGUCACCUGCGAGUGGUCUCAACUCGCCGCAGACCGGGGGGGUCGCGUCAUCAGCUAGCCGCAGGACGUCCCCGCGCACCCCGAAGCGAACGAGUGCACCCGACGUAGAGGGGUACGAGACGAAGUACGUUAAGCCUGUUCCCCAGCGUUUCAGCCGUGCUGCCGGCGGGAAGGACGGCGGCGGCGGCGGCGGUUCCUAUGGGUCACCGCUUCUCGUCAGCUCAAGCCAAGGCAGCGGCGACAGUGAUGAGGCGGAGGGAGAGUCCUCGCCGGUCACCGGGGGUAGUAGUGAGGGCGGAGGCGGCAAGGGGAAGGAGCCGGAGAGGAGAAACCCUGGGCCUGAGGUUAAAAGAUCUGGCAAUGAGACAGGCCCGCGGUGGUGGACUCAGCAGGGAGAGAGGGAGCUUCUGUGGCGGCUCAUACCGAAGCACUUAGCGUCCAAGCACUCGGCCACGAAGGCUAAGGAUGAGGAGUGGUGGAAAUGCGCACAGGCCCUCUCGAAGAAGGUCGAGAUGACAAUGCGGGUCAAGGAAGUGCAAAAGGACGGCAACGUGGAACUGGUCACGAAGAAGGUCACAGUCGACAUGGGGAGGAAGAUGGAGGUCAUCGUGGAAAAGCUGAGUAGCAUCUUCAGCGCUCACCAAACGGCAUGGAACAAGAGGCAGGAGAAGAAGAAGAGUCUCACCGGCGAGGGUGACGAUGGCGAUGACGAGGGAACGGAGGCCGAAGCGCUGGAGCAGGCGAGCAUAGCCUGGGAGGCUGGACUGGUGGAGAAGGCCUCCAAGGACAACACGAAGCAGGAGCAUACGGCGGCGGCUAAUCGUACUCGCGACAAGGCCAAGGAACACCAUGCCCGUUCGAUGCAGAGCACGUCUGGAGUGGGCGCUUCGGCGAAAUCCACGAACGGGAAGGGCAAGGCCAAGGAGAAGGGACGUGGAGCGGUCCGCGACCAAGAUCAGGUGACGCCGAAGCGAGCGCGGUCUAGUACGGAGCCCCCGGCUUUGACGUUGGACCUAAACGAUGGCGCUGGGGGCUCCGACGAGUCCGAUUCAUGCUCGUCCCGUCAGGGCAGCUGGAGGAGAUCUGCGGUCAGCGUCGAUGACUCUUCCGAUGACGAUGAAGAAACGAACGUGAUGGACCAAGCGGCGCUAGAUCUGGCAUGCGGAAGGGGUGGGAGGUCCACCCGUGACGGGAAAGGAGGUGGGAAACGCAGGCGUAAAGUUCAGCCCCUCUCCAGCGGGAUGGGCGGAGACCCCGUGUUGAACCAGAUCAUGGACUUGCUGCACUCGAAGGCAAGGGCCGGAUCGGGGGGGCACGGCGAGGGACCUCCUCCAAUGACGGAGGGCAGGGUCUGCGCCAUCGUGGAUGAACGGGUGGCAGCGGCUGUCGCAGCAGGUAUGAGGCGAUACGAGGCAGAGAGGCAGCAGCAGCACCAACAGCAAUGGCAGCAGCGCCAGCCGCAGCCGCAGCCGAGCCCGUUCUACGCCCCGACCGGCGCUUUCCCACUCGCCCAUGGGGCUGCGUCAGGCGUUGCUCCUGCCGGCAUGCCAGGGCCCUCCGUCGGCGUUCACAGCACGAUAUGGCCAGGUACGACAGCGGGCGGGGGCGCGGCGGUGGGUAUGGCGCAGGGUGGGGUUGGGAUGAGCGCAGCUGGAGGGGCCUCGCACGGACAUAGCUUCGCGGCGCCGAGGGAGGGAAAGACAGGGAUCUCAGAGGCGCAAGAGGUCCGCGGGGGUGCGAGCAGCUCUCUCCCGGGUGUCAGCGGGGCGGAUCCCCCACCAUCGGCGCCGUCGACCAGGCCACCUAACUGUCAAUGCGGUCAAGCGGCUCGACGAGUAGGACCCGUCACAGCGGACGGUGCCGCGAACGGGACCAUAUCCUGGAUGUGUGCCAAGGCGGACAGGAACCAACAGUGCAACUUCUUCGAGCUCAUCAGCCGACCGGGAGGGGGAAGCACUUCCACCGGCCGCAACAACAGCGGCAUGGGGGGCGGCGGCACACUUUCACGGGGAGGCACAGACGGGAGGUCGGUGGGUGGGAUGCGGGUCGGUCAGGAGACCUUUGCUGAUCGUCUCUCAGCAAUAACAAGCAACUUUCCCAUCUCAACGUGGUCGUGGACAAGCGUGUCAACGACAGGACCUUCAUCUAUCUCUAGGAGCAAGCCACCGCCCACGACUUCACUCCUUGAAACUUGGCGUCAGCUGGCAUUGCACGAGGACACCAUGUCCAGCGGCAACGUGGAACUCGUGGGCGACAAUGUGGAAAUCCUCGACUACGAACCCGAGGGCGAGGCUCCCACCGCAGAGCAGUUUCCAGCGGCGGGUGCAGUAGACGAGAGCCCCCCCAUGUUCAUGGUGUUCACCGUCGAUGAGUUGCUGGACAACAUCGCCACAGCAGAUCCGGCGGAACUGGAGCGGGCCUACAAUAACGGACGUGUCUCUCUGGAGGAUAUCGUAGAAGCAGCCCAUCUGUCGUCCGAUUCCCCCCUUUUCGUUCCUCCUUUCUCGCUCCCGCCGGAAGACAGAUUAAUCCCUUUGCCCCACGGCGAGUUUAUGGCGUACAAAGGUUGAACGAGAUGUGGUGCGACGGUCUUGCCGGGAAGAUAGCAGAGGCGGAGGCGCGAGAGCAGGCGAAGCGCGAGGACGCGGAGCGCUUGGCGGAACGGGAGGCUGCUCUGGCCGCUGCGGCGAGGAAGCAGGAGGAGGAGCGUGAGGCUGUUCGGGCU
Messenger RNA from Ectocarpus sp. CCAP 1310/34, 2896 nucleotides. NCBI's taxonomy places the organism in Eukaryota, Phaeophyceae, Ectocarpales, Ectocarpaceae. The record is from the annotation of a GenBank genome assembly.